GGUGUUUUAUAAAAAGAAUGAAAGAAAUGUCUAUCAAAGAAAACAAGAAGCAAAAGCCAUUUUCCGAAAGAUUAGAUACUGCUACUUCACUAAGUAAUAGCCAAUUGUUUGUUAAAAAUUUUUGCAACAUUACUCAUCAAGCACAAGAUUUUAUUCUUAUGCAGUUGAAACUGGCAGGUAAAAAGAAGAAAGCAAUGCGAUACACCACAAAUGAAAAGCUUUUAUCAUUAUCACUAAUGAAGGAAAGCCCUAAAGGAUAUAGGCUAUUACAAAAGAUAUUUAACUUGCCUACUAAAAGAACUCUAAAUCGCCUUGCUGAAAACAUAACAUUUGAUGUGGGCAUAAAUGAUAAUAUUUUUAAAAUAUUAAAAAACAAAGCUCAAAAAUGGACCACAAAGAAAAAAUUGUGUUCAAUCCUGUUUGAUGAAGUAGCUCUCACGCCUCAUCUCACAUAUGUUGAGUCACAAGAUGAAAUAAGGGGCUUUAAGGACCUUGGGAAUAACAGAGAAUUUAAAUUUUGUGAUCAUGCUCUGGUAUUCAUGUUAAGAGGAGUCUGCUCAAAGUGGAGACAACCUAUUUCAUUUUAUUUUUGUGAGGGUACUACUGCAGCUGUUACAGUUGUACAGAUUUUGAAAGAAGUGGUCACAAGAGUAUGUGAGUCAAGCUUGAUACCCGUGGCUGUUGUGUGUGACCAAGGUUCUACAUUUCGAACAGCUAUAAAUAUAUUAAAGAGAGAAACAGAACGCAAAAAGAAUUUGAAUGAACAACAUUAUGAAACAUAUGUGGAUGGCGAAACUGUCAGUGCAACCAUGAAAACUACAAGCGAAGCAGUAUUGUUAAUAGACCAACUAUUUGGUAGUGUCGACGGAUCACAAAGGGACUCUGUCAAAGGAAAAUUAAGAGGACCAGUAAAACCGAACUCCAACCAAUUUGAUUUCUGGAAUGAAGCUAAGGCUAUAUUAAAAAACAUUCAAUUUAUCGACAAAAAUAGUCGCAGGGCACAAAAGAAUAAGAAGACCUAUAAAGUCAAGAGUUCCUUCUCUUGAUGAAUGGAUAACAACAAUUGAAAGUUUUCAAAGAAUAUCGCAAUUGUUAUUUUUAAAAUAUAACAUAGAAUAUUUUUAUCCAAGGCACAUAAAUCAAGAUCCCUUAGAAAACUUUUUUGGCAGGAUCAGAGCAAUAAAUUAUAGAAAUGUUCACCCGGAUGCAAAUACAUUUAUUAAUGCUUUUAAAUCGUUAUUGAUGUCCAAUGUUAUGGGUCCACACUCAAUGUAUUCAAAUUGUGAAGAUGACGAAGGAGACACAAUAGUGGACUUUUUUAAAUUUAAUAAAAACAGAUGUCACAAGUUUACCGAUGAAGACAAAGAAAAUGUUGCACCCAUAACAUUGGAACAAAACAAUAGCAACAUCAAUCAAGCAAUAAAUGCACGAAAUGAAAGGCUCCGGGUGCACUCAUCUGCAUAUACUGCAGGGUACAUUUGCAGGAGAAUUACAAAAACAAUUAAAUGUACACGUUGCUCUGAUACAUUUGUUGAAAAAGAAAGGGAUAUAAUUCAUACUUGGAUUGAAGUGCGCGAAUACAAAUUAAUGAAAACCAGUAAAUUGACAUAUCCAUCAAAAAAAUUUUUAAUGUUGUAUAGAGAUGUCUCUGGCCUUGUACAUUGUUACUUAAAUAAAUUUGCAUAUAAAAAAUGUAUAAAAAAAUUAAUAAAAGUCGAAAUUCUUAAAAACCAUGAUUUAAAUUGGUUGGGGUGUUCUCUACAUAGAUACAAGAGAAGUUAUAGAAUGCUUCAAUGCUUAUAUUUUACGCCUCCAUAUACACAACUGGUGUAACAUCUAUACUUACUAAUAUUAUAAAGCGGAAGAGUUUGUUUGUUUGUUUGUUUGAUUGAACGCGCUAAUCUCAGGAACUACUGAUCCGAUUUGAAAAAUACUUUCAGUGAUAGAUAGCCCAUUUAUCGAGGAAGGCUAUAGGCUAUAUUUUAUUUUCAAAAAAAUUAGGGAUCCUUCCUGAAACUCCAAUAAUGUAACCCAAGGUGUACAUGGCGUGUGUUCGCGCCUUCCCAAAAGUCUGCUAAGUCCCUCAAGCAUUGUCAUUGCUAUUCAAAAGGCCAAGGGGUUGCAAAUACAGCAGCGUCACUCACUCGACCGUGAAAUGACCUCACUCUCAACCAACACGAGCACGAGACGGUUGUAGCUUGCCAAUUUGUCAUCGGACCUAACCUUACUUACAAUAAACCUUUUCAACCUU
Messenger RNA from Bicyclus anynana (squinting bush brown), 2251 nucleotides. RefSeq lists its product as uncharacterized. NCBI's taxonomy places the organism in Eukaryota, Metazoa, Arthropoda, Insecta, Lepidoptera, Nymphalidae. The record is from RefSeq and is a predicted model, not a curated record. Bases 18 to 1046 code for a protein of 342 amino acids. The transcript has 2 exons.